ACUUUCUCCUCUUUUUUCAGUUGAAGAGCCGCUCAUCGCCUCCACCACCUCAUCGCUUCUCCUCCGUCUACCACAAGGGCCUCGCGCGGCCGGCGCCGCAGCAGCCACCUGAGCCACCGUCUACUUCGGGUUGGUUAUUCAUCCAAGUGUUCGCGCCACAGAAGCUUCCCUCUUUCGCUCUCGCGCGUUCUCUAGCGUUGGUUUAAUCUUUUUGCAGGAUUAAAUGGAGCCAAGAUGGAAAGGAAAGGCCUUAAAGGCUAAAGCUCUUGCAGAGCCCAUGUCAAAGAUAGUGUCGCAGCUUCAGUCUUCUCUAAUUCAAUCAGAUGCUCACGGACUUCUCGCUGGCUGCAGUGUACUUAUAGAAGUUGAAUCAGAACAAACUGAUCUUCUAGAUCGUGCAUGCUUUGGUGGACGCAUUAUUACAGCUGAAAAGGAUAAGGAUUGGUUUCAGCUGGGUUUAGAAGAAGCCUUUUACCUGUGCUAUUCGUUGAAGUGCCUCAAGAUUGCAGGUGAUGAUAAUUGUCCAAAGAAUGAUGUAGAGCUAUGGCAGUGCAUGAUAUCCAAAAAAUCAACUUUCCCUGAUUUCUACAAGGCUUAUUCUCAUCUUCGAAUGAAAAAUUGGGUUGUGAAGUCGGGUUCUAAUUAUGGUGUGGACUUCGUUGCGUACCGUCACCAUCCGUCUCUGGUCCAUUCUGAAUAUGCUGUGCUUGUUUUGUCAGAAGGAGAAGGUGAGGUAAAUGGCCGAUUGAGGUUGUGGUCCGAUCUCCAUUGCACAACUCGAAUUAGUCGAAGUGUUGUGAAGACGCUUUUAGUUCUUAAGAUCAAUAAAAACGGUAAUGGUGCUACUUCUCCGUCAUAUUUGGAGAAAUACACUGUUGUAGAGCGCAGAGUCACAAGAUGGCAUCCAGAACAAUGCCGUGAAGAUCAUAUGAUAGUUGAAAAGAGAACCAAGCAACGAGAAGCUCUUGGAAAAGCAGGUUUAAAGACAAAAUUUCUUCAAAACCAUGAUGUAAAAUUGAAGCAGGGCCUAGUUGGAUCCAUACAGAGUCUUAGCCUAGUUAGGAUUAGUCUAAUUUUUGUGUCUAUUUCCUUAAUAGGAAGCUGUUGCCUGAUGGUUUUGUUUUAAUUAGGUUUUCUUGAGUUAAAUUUAUUGAAAUGGGUUGCACCAAAGCCAUGAGUUGGUAUCUAUCCUUACUCCCUAGUGGAA
Molecule: messenger RNA, 1207 nt
Organism: Alnus glutinosa
Lineage: Eukaryota; Viridiplantae; Streptophyta; Magnoliopsida; Fagales; Betulaceae
Product: tRNA-splicing endonuclease subunit Sen2-1-like
Exons: 3
Coding region: 224-1126 (300 amino acids)
Biological process (GO): tRNA splicing, via endonucleolytic cleavage and ligation; tRNA-type intron splice site recognition and cleavage
Cellular component (GO): tRNA-intron endonuclease complex
Molecular function (GO): tRNA-intron lyase activity; nucleic acid binding
Source: RefSeq, a predicted model, not a curated record